Messenger RNA from Calidris pugnax (ruff), 1049 nucleotides. RefSeq names its product cytosolic iron-sulfur assembly component 1 (gene CIAO1). Lineage: Eukaryota; Metazoa; Chordata; Aves; Charadriiformes; Scolopacidae. The record is from RefSeq and is a predicted model, not a curated record. The transcript is spliced from 5 exons. The annotation marks the transcript as partial. Gene Ontology annotation, biological process: iron-sulfur cluster assembly. Gene Ontology annotation, cellular component: cytosolic [4Fe-4S] assembly targeting complex. Gene Ontology annotation, molecular function: protein binding.
UGCGUCACCACUUUGGAGGGGCACGAAAACGAGGUGAAAUCGGUGGCCUGGGCACCCUCCGGGACCCUCCUCGCCACCUGCAGCCGGGACAAGAGCGUCUGGGUUUGGGAAGUGGAUGAGGAGGAGGAGUACGAGUGCGUCAGCGUCCUCAACUCCCACACGCAGGACGUCAAGCACGUCGUUUGGCACCCCAACCAGGAGCUCCUGGCCUCGGCCAGCUACGACGACACGGUGAAGCUGUACCGGGAGGAGGAGGACGACUGGGUGUGCUGUGCCACCUUGGAGGGCCACCAGUCCACCGUCUGGAGCGUGGCCUUCGACCGCAGCGGCCAACGCUUGGCUUCCUGCAGCGACGACAAGACGGUCCGCAUCUGGCAGCAGUACAAGCCGGGCAACGAGGAAGGGGUGGCCUGCAGUGGCAAUGACCCCACCUGGAAGUGUGUCUGCAACCUCUCUGGCUACCACACCAGGACCAUCUACGACGUGGCGUGGUGCCACCUCACCGGGGCGCUGGCCACCGCCUGCGGGGACGACGCCAUCCGGGUCUUCGAGGAGAGUACGGUGGCUUCCUCCUCCUCCUCUUCCUCCUCGCAUCCACAGCAGCCCACCUUCAGCCUGGCUGCCCACGUCCCCCGGGCGCACUCGCAGGACGUCAACUGCGUGGCCUGGAACCCCAAGGAGCCGGGUCUGUUGGCCUCCUGCAGCGACGACGGGGACAUCGCCUUCUGGAGGUACCAGCGCCCCGAAGUCUGCUGAGAACUUCCAGCUCCUCCAGAAGCCUCCCUUCUCCACCAGCUCCUCCAGAAUCCUUCCUUCUCCACCAGCCGGGGUCUUUGGGAUCCUCCCUUCUCCACCAGCCCCUUCAGAAUCCUCUUCUCCACCAGCUGGGGCCUUUGGUGUGGAGAAGGGGGCAGGAACGAUGGUGACCCACCUCUUCUGCCCCAAAAGUUGGGACUUUGGGAUGCCCAGGACCCAUCCCUAGGGAUCUGGGUGACUUUGGGAGAGGGCACAGGACUCGCCCCCCCCUCAAUAAAUCCACAUUUUUCCCC